UUUCUUCUCCUGAGAGUCUCAAAUGCUUCAGAAACAGAAAUUAAAAAAAAAAAAUUGAAAAAUGGCUGCUGUAAAUUAUAUUUAUUUUAUUUUAGUUUUAACUGAAAUAAAAAAGCGCCCUUUUAUUAAUCCCUGCGAUCUCUGAUCUCCUCCCACCUUUCUCAAUAUAAAGGGUCGUUGAGCUUCCCACUUGCCUCUAUCCUCUCCUCUUCCCAUCUUCUAUAUUCUUCUCGGGCUUUCUCUGUUUUCCUUUGUUCGAGAUGGGAAGGAAUCUGUUUCUGGUUAACUUGUUCUUGCUUUCUCUGGCAUCCGCUGCAUCUGCUUCUCAUGAUUAUCAGAAAGCUCUCAGCAAGAGCAUUCUCUUCUUCGAGGCUCAGAGAUCCGGUUAUCUACCAAGCAACCAGAGGGUUAACUGGAGAGGAAAUUCCGGCCUCGUUGAUGGCAAGGCUAAUGGGGUAGAUCUUGUCGGGGGUUACUAUGAUGCAGGGGACAAUGUAAAGUUUGGGUUACCCAUGGCAUUCACCAUCACCAUGAUGUCUUGGGGAAUAGUGGAGUACGGGAAGCAAAUGGCUGAAAGUGGAGAGCUCGGGCAUGCCAUGGCAGCAGUGAAGUGGGGCACUGACUAUCUCAUUAAAGCUCACCCUGAACCUUAUGUUCUUUAUGGAGAGGUGGGCGACGGAAACAGCGACCACUACUGCUGGCAGCGACCGGAGGACAUGAUGACGAACCGGCAGGCCUAUCGAAUCGACACUGCCCACCCCGGCUCCGACCUCGCCGGUGAGACCGCCGCCGCAAUGGCCGCGGCCUCAAUCGUCUUCCGCCGGUCCGAUCCGGCUUACUCGAACCAGCUCCUCGACCACGCCAAGCAGCUCUUCGAUUUUGCCGAUAAGUACCGCGGGAAGUACGACUUCAGCAUCUCCGUUGUUCAGAAGUAUUACAGAUCUGUCAGCGGAUACGGGGAUGAGCUUCUGUGGGCUGCAGCUUGGUUGCACGAGGCGACUGAUGAGCCCUAUUAUUUGGACUAUUUGGGGAGGAAUGGUGGGCCAUUGGGUGGGACUGGGUGGGCCAUGACCGAAUUUGGUUGGGACGUGAAGUACGCCGGAGUGCAAGUUCUGGUUUCCAAGUUUCUUCUUCAAGGGAAGGCAGCACAUAAUUGGCAGGUUUUUGAGAAGUACAGGCAAAAUGCAGAUUUCUUCAUGUGCUCAUGCUUAGGGAAGGGCUCCAAUAAUGUUCAGAGAACCCCUGGUGGCCUUCUCUUCAGGCAGAGAUGGAACAAUUUGCAGUUUGUAACAAGUGCUUCUUUUCUGCUCACUAUCUUCUCCGAUUAUCUACAAUCUGCAGGGCAGAAUGUGAAGUGUUCUUCUGGAGUUGCCGUACCUUCUGAUCUUUUCAACUUUGCCAAGUCUCAGGUGGAUUACAUUCUCGGUGACAACCCAAGAGGUACCAGUUACAUGGUAGGAUAUGGUUCUACCUAUCCACAACAGGUUCACCAUCGUGCAUCUUCGAUCGUAUCUAUCAAAGUGGAUGACUCUUUUGUGAGCUGCAGAGGAGGAUAUGCAACUUGGUUUAGCCGAAAGGCUAGUGACCCCAAUCUCUUGGAUGGUGCCAUUGUUGGUGGCCCUGAUGCCUAUGAUAACUUUGCUGAUGAGAGGGAUAAUUAUGAGCAAACUGAGCCUGCAACCUAUAACAAUGCUCCUUUGGUUGGUCUUCUUGCUCGUCUUCAUGGCGGCAAUGGCGGGUUUAACCAACUUUUACCUGUUGUGAUUACUAAACCUAAUGUUCCUACAAGACCUAAACCAUUGCCAAUUCCUCAACCAAAGCCAGCACCUGUGCCAGUUACUGGUGCUUUCUCUCCAUUCACUGUAAAGCAAACUGCAACAACUUCCUGGAUAGCACACGGUCGAACCUACUAUAGAUACUCAGUUAUUGUUAACAACAAAUCAUCAAAGACUGCAAAAGAUCUGAAGAUCAUUGUUUCAAAGCUCUAUGGUCCAAUAUGGGGACUUGCAAAGGCUGUAGAUGGCUACAGUUUUCCUCCAUGGCUCGAGUCGUUGCCUGCUGGAAAGAGCUUUGAGUUUGUGUACAUCCACUCAGCUACACCAGCAGAUAUUUGGAUCUCUGGGUAUACACUUGUCUGAAAUUUUUUUGAAGGCAAGUAGAAGAAAUGAGGGCUUUGAGCAGCUUAUACAAUACAGGAGGGGAGGGCUUUUUAUAUCCCUGUUCUACUAUGGUUUGCAUGAAGUAUUUAGUUUUAUAUGAAUAAGAAUGUGAGGUAGAGAGGAGAAGAGAGUGAAGAGACAAGGGGUGCUCAUCCUUUUUCUGCUCCACCUCCAUCCCAGCUAAGAGAGCUUUGGGUUUGCAAGAGUUGGGUUGUGAAAGAAGCUUCCCGGCUAAAGAGUAUUUCCUUAUUAGUAGCAUUUCAAUUUCUUGCAUAAAAAACUAUAUAUAUGGUGAUCUAGGUAUUAGGAGAUUUUCAUAUGGUUUCUAGUUUGUAGACAGUACUUUAGAUAUGGUGUUUUGUUAUUAGAUAUAAGUCAUGAAUGUCAUAUUUUUUUGUUUAAUACUUUUGCACAACUUAUGUCAAAAGUGAGAUUUUACUUAAA
Dendrobium catenatum is the source of this 2603-nucleotide messenger RNA. Its product is annotated as endoglucanase 19. NCBI's taxonomy places the organism in Eukaryota, Viridiplantae, Streptophyta, Magnoliopsida, Asparagales, Orchidaceae. Gene Ontology annotation, biological process: carbohydrate metabolic process. Gene Ontology annotation, molecular function: hydrolase activity, hydrolyzing O-glycosyl compounds; carbohydrate binding. The record is from RefSeq and is a predicted model, not a curated record. The transcript is spliced from 10 exons. Bases 261 to 2138 code for a protein of 625 amino acids.